AUGGCUGCGCUUGCGCUUCUUUCGGUUUCUUCUCCACCUCCUUCGCUCCUCCUACGCCCCAUGCCUUCCUCUCUCCUCCGCCCUUUCCUCCCCCUUCGCCGCCGCCUAUCCCUCGCCGCCGCUGCGGCCGCUCGUCCCGACACCACCCUCUGGACCGAAGCCCCCGUCACCACCAUCCACCCCGCCUCCGCUGACGGCUCCCUUUUCCACACCUCAAUCUACACCGGCGACCUCGCCUCCUCCUACACCGCCCCCGGUCAAUACCUCCAGGUCCGCCUCCCCGUCUCCAAGAAACCAUCUUUUCUCGCCAUCGCUUCUCCACCUCCCUCCCUUGAUUUGUCCCCGACUGGUGAGUUCGAGUUCCUUGUGAAAAAGAUCGCUGGAUCCGUCGCAGAGUUGCUGUGCGGGUUGCGGAGUGGUGACGCUAUUGAGCUUAGUGCUGUCAUGGGCAAAGGAUUCGAGAUCCAUCGGAUCUCUCCGGCUGAUGCGUUUCAAUCCAUCUUGAUCUUCGCCACCGUCUCCGGAAUCAGCUUUCAGACAACUACAUGGAAGAUUUAUGUGCUAAUAUCAAGGUUGGAGAUAGAUGUCAAAUUGAACUUGGGGAGAAAAGGGGAGUUGUAAAGUUUGUUGGCAAAGCUGAAACUGCAGGACCUGGAUACUGGGUGGGAAUUCAAUAUGAUGAGCCUCUAGGGAAACAUGAUGGGACUGUGAAAGGAAAACGCUAUUUUGAUUGUCCUCCACAACAUGGCGCUUUACUUAGGCCAGACAAAGUAAAG
Molecule: messenger RNA, 776 nt
Organism: Dioscorea cayenensis subsp. rotundata (Guinea yam)
Lineage: Eukaryota; Viridiplantae; Streptophyta; Magnoliopsida; Dioscoreales; Dioscoreaceae
Product: fruit protein pKIWI502-like
Exons: 4
Coding region: 1-621 (206 amino acids)
Molecular function (GO): oxidoreductase activity
Source: RefSeq, a predicted model, not a curated record